Molecule: messenger RNA, 1227 nt
Organism: Bombus pyrosoma
Lineage: Eukaryota; Metazoa; Arthropoda; Insecta; Hymenoptera; Apidae
Product: carbonyl reductase [NADPH] 1-like
Exons: 4
Coding region: 101-931 (276 amino acids)
Molecular function (GO): carbonyl reductase (NADPH) activity
Source: RefSeq, a predicted model, not a curated record
ACAUUCAAUCCAGUGUAACGUAAUAUUAUCAGAGUAUUACGUUUAACCUCCUCGAAUUACUAUUUUACGCAUAUAGGAAAAUUGGUUUAAAAUACCCAAUAUGACACGUGUAGCUGUCGUAACCGGUGGGAAUAAAGGCAUUGGAUUUGCUAUUGUAAAACAUCUUUGCAAACAAUUUGGUGGAGUUGUUUAUUUAACAGCUCGUGAUGUUACUCGAGGACAGAAUGCUAUUAAAGAACUUGAAAAACAAGGUUUAAACGCAAAAUUUCAUCAACUUGAUAUUACUGAUGAAAGUAGUAUUUCUACUUUUCAUGAUUAUUUAGAAAAAACAUAUCAAGGAUUGGAUGUAUUAGUUAACAAUGCUGCUAUUGCAUUUAAGACAACUGCUACAGAACCUUUUUCUCUGCAAGCUGAAGAGACAUUAAGAGUAAACUAUUUUAGCUUAAGAAAAGUAUGCAGCAAACUUUAUCCAUUAUUGAAACCACAUGCACGUGUAGUACAUGUGUCAAGUUCUUCUGGUCAUUUAUCAAGGAUUCCUGGUGAAUCAUUAAAGAAAAGAUUUUCAGAUCCAAAUCUUACAGAGGAACAAUUAGACAAUAUUAUGCACGAAUUUAUUGAUGCUGCAAAGACAAACACUCACUUAGAGAAAGGAUGGGCAGAUUCUGCCUAUGUUGCAAGCAAAGUCGGAGUAUCUGCUUUAGCUAGAAUUCAUCAAAGAAUGUUUAAUUCAGAUACUAGAGAAGAUCUCGUAGUGAAUGCUGUGCAUCCCGGCUAUGUAGACACAGAUAUGACUAGUCAUAAAGGUACUUUGAAGCCUGAUGAAGGUGCUGAGGCUCCUGUAUAUGCUGCAUUAUUACCAGAAAAUACAGACAUAAAGGGUAAAUAUAUCUGGUAUGACAAAUCAUUAAUGGAAUGGACAAAGGAUGAAUAAAUAUAUAACAAUAUGAGUUAUUUUGGAUGAAUGCUGUAAAAAGAUAUACUAUAUAUACAUAUACUUACUAUAUUAUCUUCAAAUUUAUUAGUUUUAUGUGUGAUUUACAGUUUUUUCUCUUUUUAUUUGAAAUACACAUGAUAACAAAUAAUUUGAAAAAAUUGUUACAAACAGAAACUAAUUUUUUUUAAUGUUACAUAUAAACUCAAUUUACACACUUGUAGAUUCAAAGUUUGUAUGUCAUUGUACACAAUUGUUAGCUUUAAUAGUAAAAAAUAAAUCAUUUUUAAAUCUAA